AUGGUAGUAAAAAAUGACGAAAUCUGUUUUUUUUAUCCACACAUUAGUGUUGUUUGGGAAGAGUUAAACAGAGUUUCAAAUCAAUUAUCUCUAGAAAGCUCAACUGAGGAGACAAAUGGCAAUUAUGAAGAAAUUAAGAUCAACAUAAUGGCCGAUCUAUUAAUGAUCCUCUCAGGACCUCAGUCCACCUUAGAAGAAAGCAUAAACAGUUUUAUGAUUGAGACCAUGGAUUUGUUCGGAGACCACGGAAUAUUUCUUGCUAGCACUAUAUUAGAGAAUCUUGAAAAUUUAAGACUGGAAGUAAGUGAAUUAUUGAUUAAUAAUAAUAAUCGAAUCAAAUUUCCUAAAGAAGAAAAAAUUAGCAAAGAGGAAUACAUUAAUUUAGUUGAUAUUAUGUUUCGCACUGAAACAGUUUCAACUCCAUAUAGUUUAACAAAAGGUAAGGUUAAGCUAGAAUAUGAUGAAACUCUUAAUAAUGGCCAAAAUGAUACAAUUCUAUUCAAAUCUUCAAAUAAUAACUCUGAAAAUCAGGCAAGGUUAUCGUUAGAAUCUCCAAAAAUUAUUUCAACAAGAACGGAAAUUUUUGAAAAAGUUUUCAUUUCUCCACAAAGUAUUUCAGAAUCGGUUUUAAAAGAAAUAGAACCCCAACUUAUUUUAACUGAAAGAUUAAACAAGAAGUUGAGGUUAGCGUUUAGAGGUAUAAAAAGGUUUAAUUUUGUUCAGUCAAAAGUUUUUAGUUCAAUCUACCUGUCAAACAGAAAUGUUUUGGUUGCUGCUCCAACUGGCUCUGGAAAAACUAAUAUCGCGCUACUAGCUAUUCUAAAAUCAAUUUCAGACUUUGUUGGAAUAAAUGCGUUAGAUUCAGGCGAGAUAUCUGAUAAUUAUCAAGCUCCGGAUCCCAAUAAGUUCAAGAUCGUGUUCAUAGCCCCAAUGAAAUCGCUAGUUUCUGAAAUUACUCGGAAAUAUUCUGUAGCUUUACAAGAACUAGGGAUUAAAGUUGUUGAAAUAACAUCUGAUGUGACAGUUUUAAAGGAGGCAAUAGACAGAAAUCAUAUUAUUGUAACCGUUCCUGAGAAAUUUGAUAUUAUGACUCGAAAUUAUACCUAUGAUAAUCAAUCAGAGCAAGGCAAUUUGUUAAAUUCUCUUCAAUGUGUAAUUUUGGAUGAAAUUCACAUGUUGGGAGAUGAAAGAGGCCCAUCUGUUGAAGCAAUAGUAUCUAGGAUUUUGUUUAACGUUGAAGUCACUCAAAGACCAAUCAGAUUAGUGGGACUUUCCGCAACUCUUCCGAAUUGGGAAGAUUUCGCCACUUUCUUGAAUGUAAAUAAAAAUGAUGCAUUUUUCUUUAGUCAAGCUUUACGCCCCACUCCUCUAGAAAAAACAAUUAUAGGAGUAAAUGAAAAGCGAGUGGAGGUUGAGAAAAAAAAGGCAAUACAAAAAAAAAAUUAUAAACCUUCAGACCAAGAUAGUUCAAAAGUUAAAGAAAAAAAGAGAGAAGAAAGGCAGGAAAAUAAAGUUUCAAAGCAAAAUAAUACAGAGGAAGAAAUCUCCAGUAUUUCAGAUUUAUAUAAUUCAAUUGCAUUUAAGAUUGUUUUAGAUUGUUUGGAAAAGAAUGAACAAGUAUUAGUUUUUGUGCAUUCCAGAAACGAAACUCUUUCUACUGCUCUUUAUUUUAAAAGAAUGUUAAAUUUAUAUUCCAGAAAGAAUUGUUUUAUUAGAGGAAAUUUUUGCUCAAAUAAUAUUGGUCAAAAUAUUUCUAAUGGACCCAUAAAAAACCUAACAAUAAAAAAAGAUCAAAGAAAUACUAGUUCAAUAAAUGAAUCAAAAAAGAUUGAUAAUAAAGAAGACCUUAACAAAAACUACUUUUUAAAAACAUUAAGAGAUUGCGAGAACCCAUCAAUUAAAGAUUUAUUCAAUUAUGGAUUAGGGAUUCACCAUGCAGGACUAAUUUCAAAUCAAAGAAAACUUUCUGAGGCAUUAUUUUCUCAUGGUCUAAUUAGAGUCCUGAUUACAACAGCAACUUUGGCAUGGGGUGUUAAUCUGCCUGCGAGGCAUGUUAUUAUUAAAGGUACUAAUGUAUACGAUAGCAAGAAGGGGAGCUUUAGAGAUCUUGGAAUAUUAGAUAUACUUCAAAUAUUUGGACGUGCGGGAAGACCUCAAUUUGAUAGUCUUGGAUCCGCAUACAUGAUAACUUCUAGCGAAAAAUUACAAAGUUAUGUCAAUAAGUUGACAUUUCAAGCCCCCAUAGAGUCUCAGCUUUCGAAUGAAUCUAAUCUUUGUAAUUUACUUAAUUCUGAAAUUGCUAGAGGGUCAAUUUUAAGUGCAAAAGAUGCAAGUAGAUGGUUGAAAUAUACUUUUCUAGUAACAAGAGCAAAAAAAUCACCAAUAUUGUAUGGGCUUAAAACUGAAGAGUUGCUAGAGGAUCCGAGUUUGACACAAUUUUGUUACAACCAUAUAAGUAAAUGCUUAGAUUUAUUGUAUCAAUCCAAGUUAAUACGCUACAAUGUAAUUAAUGACGAGGUUAGCUCCACUCAUUACGGAAGAUUAACUUCAAGAUAUUAUAUUGAUUUUAAUACCUCAAAUAUAUUUAGGAAACUUAUUUUGGAAAAUGAACAAAAUUCUGAUGAAAAUACAUGUUUAAGUGAUUUUGAUAUCUUAGAAAUAGUUGGCGAGGCUAAAGAGUUUUCAAGCAUGAACACAAGAGAGGAAGAGAUUGAAGAACUUGAGAGUCUAGUUCUUGAUCGCCAAGUUGCAGGCAUUGUCAAAAAAAGUGUUGAUGUUACUAAAGUCAGUUCCAAAGUUGCACUUCUUCUAAUCGCAUAUUCACUUAGAACAAAUAUUACUACUCCAACCCUAAUAAUGGAUAGUAUUUAUGUUUCUCAGAAUGGAACACGAAUCUUAAGAUUUAUUUUUGAACUUAUUCAACUUAGUACCUAUGGAGUUUCGGAGAGAGCGCAAAGAGUAUUAGAAUGGUCGAAAAUGCUUGAAAUGAGAAUUUUUUAUACUCAAUCAAUAUUAAGACACUUUGUAUACUUUUCCUCUCUUUAUAAAACAUUAAACCCUAACGAGGUUUUCGUAUCCGAAAAUUCGAAUAGAAAUCCUAAAUUUAAAGGCCCGUUAAAAAUUGGUUCUGUAAAAAAAUUAGAAGAUUAUGCGUCAUGGGAAAUGAUAAAAGAUCUAAUGAUUUCUGAAUUAAAAGAUAUUGUUUAUUCUGAUGCAGAAAAAGUAUCCGAAUAUAUAAAGUAUGUACCAAAUAUUGAUUUCAAAGAAGCAUUUGUAUCACCUGUUACCCAAAGGAUUGUUAAACUUGGUAUUAAGCUAAAUCCUAAUUGGAAAUGGAACCAAAGAUGGCAUGGAAUAAGAGAAAAAUUUCAUCUUUGGGUUACAAAUCCUAACGAUGGCGCAAUCCUUCACACUCUUCAAGUUCAAGUAACACAAAAAAAUAUAAAUAAUACUCUUUCAAUCUCAGAACUAAUUCCAAUACCUGAUUACGACCCACCAUUUUUUCUAAAUAUUAAAAUUAUAUCGGAUAAGUGGGUUAGUCUUGAUUUUGAGACGGAAAUUAAUCUUAGACCUGCUUUAGAGAGUUUUAAUCAAUAUUUUCAUAUUCAAAAGGAAUUUUCACAAACUAAUUCUAAUCGUUCUAAUUCAAUCUCAUUAUAUUCAAUCUCAGACAUUACUGAACUCCUCAAUGUAUCACCAAUUCCUAUUUAUUCAUUAAGGUGCCCAGAAAUAAUAAAUUAUUAUAAUAAUAAGAAUAUAUUUUUCUUAAACCCUAUACAAUCUCAACUUUUUCACAUCUUGUUCCAUUCCGAUGAAAAUGUAUUUCUAGGGGCUCCUACUGGAUCCGGAAAGACUAUGAUUGCAGAAAUUGCAAUAUUCAGAGCUUUAAUCGCUGAUUUAGAGAAUCAAAUUAGUAUUUCAAAACUUAAAACAGAACCGAAAAAAAAGUCUAAAGUAGUUUACAUUGCUCCUCUCAAGUCCCUUGCAAAUGAAAGAUUUAAUGAUUGGAAAAAAUUAUUUUCAAACGUUUUAGGUUUGAAAGUUGUACUAAUUACUGGUAGCUCUCGAACUUCGAUAAUCGAACUUGAAAGAGCGUCAAUAAUUAUUUCUACACCAGAAAAGUGGGAGAGUCUUACAAGAAGAUGGUGGGCUAAGUCAAGAUCUUUUGUUCUUGACGUAAGGCUGAUUAUUUUUGAUGAGAUUCAUCUAAUAGGUCAAGACCCAAGAGGAUCUGUCGUUGAGAAUCUAGUUUGUAAAACUAAAUUUAUUAGUAAAUUCAUUCUAAUGUGCGGUAUUAAUAAAAAAAUAAGAACUAUUUCACUUUCAACAUCACUUUCAAAUGCAAAAGAACUCUCUUCUUGGUUAGAAGUUGGUGCUUUAGGUUAUUUUAAUUUCCCACCGGCCAUUAGGCCAGUACCUUGUACAGUAUAUAUUUCAGGAUUCCAAGAAAAGAAUUAUUGUCCCAGAAUGGCUACAAUGAACAGGCCAAUUUACAACAAAAUCCUCGCACACUCUCCAAAAAAACCUGUAAUUAUUUUUGUUGCCUCAAGGAGGCAGACAAGGAUUACUGCAAUGUCUCUCUCACACAUGUGUUAUUGCGAUGGCCAGCCAAGUAGAUUUAUUAAUACUGAUUCAAAAGGUAUUUUAGGCCUCGAUCUAGCCAGUUCAAUUUUUUUAGUUAAGGAUAGGUCACUCAAACAAACAUUAGAGUCAGGUAUCGGUAUUCAUCAUGCUGGGCUUUCCGAAUCCGAUAGAAAUCUUGUUGAACGACUUUUCUUAAAUGGUAUAAUUCAAAUAGUUGUAGCAACGUCUACUCUUGCUUGGGGUGUUAAUUUUCCUGCUCAUUUUGCAAUUAUCAAAGGCACAGAGUACUUCGAUGCGAAGCUUGGGCAAUAUAUUGAUUAUCCAAUAACAGAUGUUCUUCAAAUGAUUGGUAGAGCAGGAAGACCACAAUAUGAUUCACAUUCAGUUGCAUCUAUAAUGACACUGGAGUCUAAGAAAUCAUUCUUUAAAAGAUUUCUCUAUGAUUCACUUCCACUUGAAUCUUGUUUUGGAGUUACAUCAUUAAUUGAAAUUUUUAAUGCCGAAGUAUCAUCUCUUUCAAUAAAAUCGAUUUCUGAUGCUAUAUGUUUUCUUUCAAAUUCAUUUUUUUUAAAAAGAGUUAUCAUUAACCCAGCAUAUUAUGACCCAAAUGUUUUCCAAAUUGAAAUUGGGCAAACUGAAGGACAAACAUCUUUAUUGGGUAUUCCAAGAGUAAGAAUAAUUGUUUAUAUACUGGAAAAACUCAUUAAUGACGUAUUAAGAGCUUUGAUUGAGUUUGAAUGCAUUCAAAUAUCUUUUGGCAAGAAAGAUAAUUCAGGAGUAAACUUAAAAUUUAGUCAAACUUUAAAUUCAUCUUUUAAUAAUAAUCUUAAAGAUAUUAGGGAAUUCGAUGAACCCGAUCCAGGAAUUGGCAAAUCAAAAUCUGGAAACUCAAUGUAUUUAGAAAAUCAAAAUUUUACUUGGAGUAAAUUAUUUCCAAAUAUUAAUGAAGUGGUUGAAAUAUUUUCAAGUAAAGGCCCUCCUAUAUCUUUAUAUCCCACAUUAAUUGGCCAAAUAUCUUCAUUCUUUUAUGUAAAAUGCGCUACUAUUUGUAAGCUAAAUAGGUUUCUUCACUGCAAAGUCUUGAAAAAUCGCUCUGUUUCUUGGGUGGAAAUAUUAUCUCUUGUUUCGCAGGCGCAGGAAUUCGAAAUUCAUCCUGUUAGACACAAUGAAGACAAAAUUUGUACAAAAAUGCUUAAGUAUUUGCCAUUUGGAAAACUUCCUUUAGAGCCAAUGUCAAGUCCUCACCAAAAAGUAUUUAUAUUACUACAGGCAAAUAUAUUUUCCAUCCCAGUUGAAGUUGUAGAUUUUAUAAAUGAUAUAAAUUCAAUUCUUGAUCAGGUUCCAAGAAUUUUGCAUGCAUUCAUCCAACUCAACAAAUUGGGGAAUUAUCUAUUAUCAAGUGCAUUUAACUCAACGUUGUUAUUGCUUGAAUGUAUACGGCAAAAGUGCCAUCCAUUUGCCUCUCCUUUAUACCAGAUACCCCUAAUGAGAAAAAGUGUCAAAUUCGAUGUUUUAGAAUCAAAAUUCAAAGCUAAAUCACUAUAUGAUAUUGCUUUUAGAACAUUAGUUUCAAAAGAAAUUGAUAUGAAGAAGGAAUUAUCGGAAGUAAACAUAAAUGCGGAACAAAUAUUGAAUUUCCUAUAUGAAAUCCCACUAUUCCAGUUGAAAUCGAAAAUAAUUGAUAGACAAACACACCAUUCUACUCUAUUAGUUGAAAUUUGUAUUAGAGAUUACGGAAAAGUAUUCCCACCAGACUGGUUUAAUCUUUCUUGGGUUUACAUCGAGAAUAAGACUAAAAAAUUGGUAUUUAUUGAGAGGCUUGCCAGAUCAAGAUUCAAAUUCAUGGAAGACAAUAAAUUUACUCUUCAUUAUAAUUUCAAUGUUCUAUUGAACCACAAAGACUCAUCUGUAAACCGAGACUACAAAGUUUGUAUAGCUUCCGAGAAAUAUAUCGGUAUUCAAGUUUCAUAUCUACUUGAAUAA
Molecule: messenger RNA, 6567 nt
Organism: Cryptosporidium ubiquitum
Lineage: Eukaryota; Apicomplexa; Conoidasida; Eucoccidiorida; Cryptosporidiidae
Product: U5 small nuclear ribonucleoprotein
Exons: 1
Coding region: 1-6567 (2188 amino acids)
Molecular function (GO): ATP hydrolysis activity; ATP binding; nucleic acid binding
Source: RefSeq, a predicted model, not a curated record